AGGUUGGUAAGUAUGGCGGCCGUUAGACUGAGGUGUUGGCAGUAAUCUGAAUGGUUCAUUACCGGCCGUAGAUUCAGCCAUGCGGGACGCUUUAGUUACCUGACAAAACGGGUUCUGUUUCGGUUCGAACGAUGGCACUAGUUUAUGAUCUGGUAUGGCGCGUGCUUCACGUACUACUGCAGCUGCAGCGCGCGGCGUUGGGAUGGCUGCGAGCUCGCGCGCUCAGGCGGACCGGACUACUUUUCUGGAGGCGAGCUGCGGCCGCGGUUCUAGUUCCGAUAGUCCGCGGCUUUACCGGGUCUGGAACCGGGACUGGAUCUGGGAGCGGGACGCGGAUGGGCCGCCGGGCUCGGGUGUGCUCGGACGGGAAGGCUUUGGAGAAGGUACCGCAGCAUGUGGGGCUGCUGAUCGCCGAGGAGGAGCAGCACUACACCGACAUCGCUAAUGUUGUGGUGUGGUGUAUGGCGCUGGGAAUCUCGUACAUCUCCGUCUACGACCAUCAAGGUGUGUUCAGGAGGAACGACUCCAGACUGAUGGAGGAGAUUGUGAAGCAGAAGAAGGAAUUCCUGAGCUCGGAAAAAGGCCCCAAGUUCGCGUCCGAGUUCCUGAACGACGGCACGGACCAGACCGAACGCGCGUUGCCGUAUCAGACGGUGGUGAAGGUUUUGUCUCCGGACGACGGGAAGCUCGGUAUCGUGCGAGCGGCGCAGCGGUUGUGUGAAACUGUAGAGCGGAGAGAGCGAGCGCCCGACGACAUCACCGUCACCGACCUGGACUCCCUACUGCGAGAGUCGAAGGACUUUCCAGACCCAGAGCUGGUGCUGAAGUUCGGCUCGGUGGAGAGCACGCUCGGCUUCCUGCCCUGGCACAUCAGAUUAACGGAGAUCGUCUCUUUACCUUCCCACAAGGACGUCUCCUACGAGGACUUCCACGGCGCCCUCCGGUGUUACGCGGCCUGUGAGCAGCGGCUGGGGAAGUGACGGAUCCUCCUGCGAACAGCCGAAAGGACAGAACUUUGGGGAUUCGGGGGAGGGAAAGAAUGGAGGACGUGAGCCGCCCCUGCGUGCUCGUUUACAGUCCACACAGAGGAGCGUUUAGCGUCCGGACGGCACACGCGGCGUGGCGUACCUGUGACCCUGUGCACUGAGUCUGUGUGUGAAUGUGUGUGUGUGUGUGUGUGUGAGAGAGCCUGCGCUGCUGCUGGGUGUCUUGACGUGGAGCAGAACCUUAUUUUUAUCCGAUCCAGAGCGGCUUUAGAGACUCGGUUAGCAAUGUGGUGUGAACCGAAUCGGCCCACAGAAUCAUCCAGCUCGUCGUAUGGAAACCAGUUCAUACCAGUAAACCAGUAAAGGACUCGUGAUUCAUCGACUGUGGUUGCAAUAAAUCGUGCUUCGCGUCUGGUGUGUGGCUGAGAGUGUAACUCUGCAUGUGAGCUGGUUUGUGUGUGUGUGUGUGUGUGUGUGUGUGUGUGUGUGUGUGUGUGUGUGCGCAAGGCCACUAAUGAUUGUACACCUUAUAAACCUUGAUGUUGAUCUACAGUUGUCAGGACGACGCCACAUAAAAUUAAUCAGUCAAAAUACUGUAUAUUUUGUAAUUUUAUUUCAUCCCUUAAAUCUUUUCCUGUUGAUUUAAUGGUGGGCGGCACAGAAGGUCUUGGGUUUGAGUCCUUUUUCAGUGUAAUUUGCAUGUUCUGUUCUUUCUGUGUCUGAGGGUUUCGUCCGGGUGCUCCGGUUUCCUCCAUCAAGUCCAAAAACGUGCAUUCAGGGUUAACUGGAACUACUAAAAUUGCCCCGUGUGUGUGCGCGCUCUGUGAUGGACUGGCGACCUGUCCGGACCCUCUGUGACCUUGACCAGGAUAAAACAGCAGUAAAACAAACAAACGGACAAAUAAAUGAAUGAUUUGACCGAGUGAAAGAUUCGAAGGACUUCCACCAUGAUUCUAACCUCAAGAGCCCAUCGAGUCUGAACCUUCUCCGAUUCAUCACCAGUCUGUAUCGUUAAUUGUAGCUCAUCAUAUAAAAGGUUAAUAUAUUAGUGUCCAGUGUGAAUGUUUAAUAAAUGUUACUGAAACACGAA
Trichomycterus rosablanca is the source of this 2076-nucleotide messenger RNA. It is a transcript of the gene nus1, whose product is annotated as NUS1 dehydrodolichyl diphosphate synthase subunit. Gene Ontology annotation, molecular function: ditrans,polycis-polyprenyl diphosphate synthase [(2E,6E)-farnesyl diphosphate specific] activity. NCBI's taxonomy places the organism in Eukaryota, Metazoa, Chordata, Actinopteri, Siluriformes, Trichomycteridae. The transcript has 5 exons. Gene Ontology annotation, cellular component: dehydrodolichyl diphosphate synthase complex; endoplasmic reticulum membrane. The record is from RefSeq and is a predicted model, not a curated record. The coding region runs from base 132 to 980 and encodes 282 amino acids.